AUGACAAACGACCAAGAUUUGAUCGACGAGGAAGACUUCCUUGCUCUCACGCUCUCUCCUCCGGUCAGCCGCCCUCGACCGCCGCUGCCGCAGCCGCAGGCCCAGUUGUUCCAAAACCCACAACUGCAGCCAUAUCUCUAUCAUCAUCAACCAUCGCAAAACCUUAAUUUUCUGCCGGCUUUCGCUCCUGCCCCGCCACCGCCACAGCCGCCACGUCCCGUCCAGGAACAGCCUUCGGCCCGCCAACCAGCCCGGUCUUCAGCUCGCACUCGCCGCAACGCCGCCCAGCCGCUCCGUCCUGGGAAGAGCGAGACCGUCCCGGUGCUCUUCCCGUGGGCCACUCCGCGCCGCGCCACCGUGCAAAACCUCGACUACUUAUUGUCCGCAAAGAUAGAGACGAUCGCCGGCGAGGUGCAGUGCAAGCAGUGCCAGCAACGGUUCCAGUUGGAGUACAACCUAGCGGAGGAGUUUGGCAAGCUGUGGAAAUUCAUUGCGGAUAAGAAGGCGGACAUGAAAGAUCGGGCGCCGAAGGAGUGGGAAAACCCGGAAUUUCCAGACUGCAUGUACUGCGACCAGAAGGGCGCCGUUAAGCCGGUUGUGGCGGAGAAGAAGAGGGAGAUAAAUUGGCUCUUCUUGCUUUUGGGACGGUUUCUUAAUUGUUUGACGCUUGAUCAGUUGAAGUACUUCUGUAAGCACACUCGGAAUCAUCGCACAGGUGCCAAAGAUCGGGUUCUUUAUCUUACUUAUCUGGGUUUGUGCAAACAACUUGAUCCCUCUGGGCCUUUUGACGCUCUCGAUCGCUAA
Morus notabilis is the source of this 804-nucleotide messenger RNA. RefSeq lists its product as uncharacterized. The record is from RefSeq and is a predicted model, not a curated record. The transcript has a single exon. Bases 1 to 804 code for a protein of 267 amino acids. NCBI's taxonomy places the organism in Eukaryota, Viridiplantae, Streptophyta, Magnoliopsida, Rosales, Moraceae.